Labrus bergylta (ballan wrasse) is the source of this 589-nucleotide messenger RNA. The record is from RefSeq and is a predicted model, not a curated record. Lineage: Eukaryota; Metazoa; Chordata; Actinopteri; Labriformes; Labridae.
GAGCUACAGUCUGAAGAAGGGACAGCUGGAGAGGGACUACGCACAGGCUCUGCAGAAGUUAGCAAGCCAGUACCUCAAGAGAGACUGGCCUGGAAUCAACCCUGAUGACCAGAGAACAGACUACAGAAAUGUGUAUGCAGUGUGGAGGUCCUACUUAGAAGGUACAGUGCAGGUGAGCCAGUCCAGGCUCAACGUGUGCGACAACUACAAAAGUCAAGUAUCAGAGCCGUCCAAGACGGUUCGACUCUACAAGGAACAGCAACUGAAAAAGACCAUAGAUCAGUUGAGCGGUAUUCAAACAGAGCUGCAGGAGUCGGUGAAAGAGUUGGCCAAAGCCAAGAAAAAAUACUACGACUGUGAGCAGGUCGCCCACGCUGUACGAGAGAAGGCAGACAUAGAGGCCAAGUCUAAAUUAGGACUUUUCCAAUCAAGAAUUAGUUUACAGAAAGCAAGUGUAAAGUUGAAAGCCAAGAGAAGUGACUGUAACUCAAAGGCAACACAGGCCAGGAACGACUACCUACUAACGCUAGCUGCUGCCAAUGCUCACCACGACCGGUACUACCACACAGAUCUACUGCACUGCAUACAG